This is a messenger RNA of Triplophysa rosa, 1004 nucleotides long. RefSeq names its product transmembrane protein 72 (gene tmem72). The transcript has 5 exons. The record is from RefSeq and is a predicted model, not a curated record. NCBI's taxonomy places the organism in Eukaryota, Metazoa, Chordata, Actinopteri, Cypriniformes, Nemacheilidae. Bases 113 to 841 code for a protein of 242 amino acids.
ACAGCCUAUGUUGCCAUUUUUACACUCACUUUAAGUUCUGAUUUCCUCUCCUUUUUAGGAAAAACGUAACUUCCAAUAAAAGUUUUAAAGGGAAAGUUCAUUCACUUUGGUCAUGAAGGGUUCGGCUUUGUGGGUUAUUGUGGAAUGUGCCUGCAGAGGUUUUGGCAUCUCGACUGCUGCAGUGCUUUGUGCAGUGGGCAUAGAGACACUGAGACAGGGGGAGUUCCAUAGCUUGGCCGUCUAUCUCCUGAUUUCUUCAGUGUUAAUAAUGCUGUGUGAAGUUGCAUUUUUCAUUGAUGCUCUGCUGGCAAUGUGCCUCUCUUGUUCACCCACAAAGAGGUUCUUCAUCGUUUGGAAGAAGCUGGCCAAAGUUGGAGGGUUCCAGAAAUUUCUAUAUUACACAAUGAUGUCCGUAAUGUGUUUCCUGCAUCCAGUGCUUGCAUGGCAAGCCGUAAUACCAGGAAUAAUGCUGCUAGUGACCGGAUUCUUGAACUUUAUACUAAGCAAAAAGAAAAAAUCUGAGCCACCUAAAGAGUCCAGUGCAUUCAAUGACCCAACUCAAUCUUCUGUCAGUUUCACAGACACGGGAGACACUGAACACUUCCACAUCAUCUCAGGCAAAAGAUCAUCUGUUUUUCUCAACAAUAGCCGAUCACAUGGUCUCACAGACAGCACUCGGUCUAUGCUUGAGGAGGAUCAGUCAGUAAAGAAAGCCCACCACAAAAAAACAAACACAAACAUGAGAAAUGUACACUUUAUAGAGAGUAUCAGGGAGGAUGAUUCUGAGAUGGAGAAACUGGAGGAAACCACGUCAGAAAAAGCACCAAUACUAAGACUGUAAAGGUGUGAUCAUAAAUGUGAAAGAUGUCCAGUAAAUAAAAUACCAUGUCAAAAUCCGAUUCAUUGUUUUGCAUGUGCAUUUAUUCUUUCUUUGAUUUUUUUAAAUUAUUAUAGUAAGAGUAAUAAUAGUUAGCAAAUGGUUUGAUUUAUCAAUAAAAUUUUAU